This is a messenger RNA of Rotaria sordida, 1599 nucleotides long. The record is from the annotation of a GenBank genome assembly. NCBI's taxonomy places the organism in Eukaryota, Metazoa, Rotifera, Eurotatoria, Philodinida, Philodinidae.
AUGGAUGUUAAUCGUGAUAAUUUUUAUGGUGUUUUACCAGAAAUUUUAAAUGAUAUAAAUAAUGCUGAUUAUGUAGCAAUUGACGGUGAAUUUACAGGAAUAUUACCAUUCAAUAAAAUGAAUUAUUUUGAUACUCCAGCUGAACGAUAUAAACGUCAUUAUGAAUGUGAUAGACAUUAUUUAAUGAUUCAAGUUGGUCUUGCAAUGGUUCGAUGUAUUAAUCCAACAGAAAAUCGAUAUGCAUUAAAAGCUUAUAAUUUCUAUUUAUAUCCUGAAAAUGAAAUAGAUGCAUUUGAUUUUCGAUCAAAGAGUUCAUCAUUACAAUUUCUAGCGGCUAAUCAUUUUGAUUUUACUCAAUUAUUUCUCAAAGGAAUUCCUUUUGUUUGUAAAACGAAACAUUUAGAAAAAUUAAAAAAUUCACAACUAUCAUCAUCACAUCGUAAUAAUCAGCAAAUACUUAAUAGUAACGAUAAAAAUGAAAAAAAAUCUGAAGCAAUAGCAAAUUCGCCCAAACAGUCUGAAUCUAAUAAUUUAUCAGAUGCAGAUUUAUUAAAAAAUUCAAUGAUCGGAUUUUCAGAAGUCAUGUGGAAAUUACAAGAGUCUGGAAAGCCUAUAAUCGGACAUAAUCUUCAGUUGGAUAUGCUACAUAUAAUCAAUCAAUUUUUUACGCCUAUACCUUCCCCUCAUGAUGAAUACAAAUUCAUUGUUAAAUCUUUAUUUCCUAAAUUAAUCGAUACAAAAACAAUUGCAUCAACAUCAUUUUUUCAAAAUAUUAUUUCAAAUACAGCAUUACAUGCUAUUUAUAAAAUAAUUCGUGAAUCAUCCUUUCCAGCAUGUUAUUUUGAAACUACGGAUAAUUUCCAGUAUGCAUCAGGUGAACAUGAGCAUACAGCUGGUUAUGAUGCUACUUGUACAGCUGUUUGUAUGACUAUAAUGAUGGCAUAUAUUGCUGAAAAAACUGAUUUUAAACAAAAUCCAAUUGAACAUACAUUAAUUAAUACAUUCAAUGGAAAAAUAUUUUAUAUGCGUUCAUUUGAUCUUAUAUAUUUUGAUGUAUUUAAUAAUGAUGAUUUACCUGAUCGAUCCUGUGUUUUUUAUGUAACUCAUCCUCAAAGAUGGUCAACAAUAAAUAUACGUGAAUAUUUUUCUCAAUGGAAUCUUCUUGCUUAUGAUCGGUUAGAUUUAACAACACAUAUUAUUGCAGUAUCAUUAACGAACGACACAAAAGAGACAAUGUUAACAAAAAUGCGUGCAAAUGAUAAAAAUUUAAUAAUUACUUCUUAUGCAGAAUAUAAUCGUCUUGAUCCUUCGAAAAUAAAAAUUAAACAACCUAGUCAUCUUUUUGACAUAGUUCUAAAUAAUAGAAAAUCUAAUAAACAAACUUUUAAUGAUAAAAAUGUAGUUACUACAUCAACUGAAGAAAUUACAACAUUAGCGACUCCAAUGAAUAUUUCUCCUAAUCCAACAGAAAAUCCUAUAAAAACAACGAGAAAUUAUAACGAUCUAUCAUUAGAUAAUAAAAUGAAUUCAACUAUGGAACAAAACGAAAAAGCAAAAGAAGUUAAAAGACAAAGAUUAUCUGCAUACGAUGAUGAAUGA